Aspergillus novofumigatus IBT 16806 is the source of this 1287-nucleotide messenger RNA. RefSeq names its product putative MFS transporter. The record is from RefSeq and is a predicted model, not a curated record. Lineage: Eukaryota; Fungi; Ascomycota; Eurotiomycetes; Eurotiales; Aspergillaceae. The coding region runs from base 1 to 1287 and encodes 428 amino acids. Gene Ontology annotation, biological process: transmembrane transport; intracellular polyamine homeostasis. Gene Ontology annotation, molecular function: polyamine transmembrane transporter activity. The transcript has 4 exons.
AUGUCCGACAGCCACAGAAGCGAACCACCUCAAUCACCACCGGACGAGCAGAAUCUGAAGUCACUGAGACGCACGGAAAAAGCCAGUGAUGAGCGGGAGAAAGAUAAUCGAAAUGGUCCUCGUCAUGUUCGUCGAGGAUUUCUAUCCUUUCUGUGCUUGGUCCCAGCAAUCGAAGACCCGCGACAAUAUCCCGCAGGACGCAAGUGGUUCCUGACGGCCAUAGUGGCAGGGGUAGGACUGGUUGUGCCUCUGAGCAGUGGUGUCUUGUUCCCCUGCCUCAUCAUGAUCGCCGAGGAUCUUCACACGACCGUCUCCGUGGUGAACCUGUCCAUCGCCUUUGGCUCUCUCUCCGUCGCCAUCACAACCCUCUGGUGGUCCCACCUGGCAGAACUCUACGGCCGCCGACUAGUCUACCUCCUCUCCUUCUUCUUCCUCGGCCUCUUCAGCAUCCUAGCCGCAAUCAGCCCCAACAUCGGCAUGUUCAUCGCAAUGCGCCUCCUCACCGGCGCCGCCAGCGUGUCCCUCCAGGCCGUCAGCGCCGGUACCAUCUCCGAUAUGUUCGACGCACAAGAACGAGGCAAAGCCAUGGGUGCGUUCAUGCUCGGCCCGAUGCUCGGGCCCAUGUUCGCGCCCAUUAUCGGCGGCGCCCUGGUCACCCGGUGGAGCUGGCGCAGCACGCAGUGGUUCAUGGUGGUCUAUGGGUGGGCUGUGUUUCUAAUCAUGCUGUUCUUCAUGCCGGAGACGGCGACGAAUCUCGAAGCGAACCAGCGGAACGAGUGGGCUACCUCGACAAGAGCGAUGAGAGUUGUUAAUCUCUUGCUGAAACCCGUCCAGGCGGCUAGCUUGCUGCGGUACCCGCCCAUCCUCAUCACCGUCUAUUACACCAGCAUCCGAGAACUGCCUGCUGGCGGGUAUUCUCUUCCCGGGGCAUUGUUGUGGUGGGGGUGGACGGCGGACAAGCAUGAAUUCUGGCUGGUGCCGUUGAUUGGCAACUUCUUCUACGGCCUUGCCGGAAUGAUCCUCACCAAUGUGACCAUGACGAUGCUGACCGAGUUCACGCCGAAGAGGUCGACCACGGGCGUUGCGGUGAACAAUCUCAUGCGGAACAGUCUGUCCUGUGUGAGUGCGGUGAUUGCGCAGCCUCUGUUCGAUGCUAUCGGUACUGGCUGGUCCUUUACAGCAGCCUGUCUCUUCUGUCUGCUCAGUGGGAUACCUCUGAUUCUGUUGCGGAUCAAGCGGGACGAGUGGAGUGCGAGGAUGAGGGUGGCUCUGGGGGAUAUGCAGUAG